AUGGAUUUUCUAAAGGAUCUUAACCAACCGAAGGUGUACGAGUUGAAGAAAGCAUUUUGCCUGUUCGAUCUCGAUGGUGAUGGCGUGAUCAGUGAGCAGGAUUUGAAAAACACAUUCUUGACUCUCGGAGUGGACAAGUCCGAGUACGACAUUGAUCAAAUGUUCGACGGGGUAGUGCAACCGCUCAAUUUGGACGUGUUCUUGCUGCUGAUGCUGCAACGUGCCAACGGGCUAGCACCGCAAGACGUUAUGGUCGGUGCAUUCCGUAUGUGGGACAAGGCCAACACGGGAUUCAUCGACAAGGCACGCUUUAUUCACGACAUAACAACAUACGGUGAUCGAUUCACUCUGAACGAAGCCAAAGAAGCUGUAGCGGAUGCUGCCAUCACACGCGGCCCGCAGCUCAACGACGAAGGGCAGCUGCUGGAAAAGCUGGACUAUAUGGAUUUCGCGGAAAAUAUAUCCGGAUUUCAGAAGACAGAUCACAAGUAA
Anopheles marshallii is the source of this 492-nucleotide messenger RNA. Its product is annotated as myosin regulatory light chain 2, smooth muscle minor isoform. Lineage: Eukaryota; Metazoa; Arthropoda; Insecta; Diptera; Culicidae. Gene Ontology annotation, molecular function: calcium ion binding; myosin heavy chain binding. Gene Ontology annotation, biological process: locomotion; post-embryonic development. The transcript is spliced from 3 exons. Gene Ontology annotation, cellular component: myosin II complex; cytoplasm. Bases 1 to 492 code for a protein of 163 amino acids. The record is from RefSeq and is a predicted model, not a curated record.